Amoebophrya sp. A120 is the source of this 1045-nucleotide messenger RNA. The record is from the annotation of a GenBank genome assembly. NCBI's taxonomy places the organism in Eukaryota, Dinophyceae, Syndiniales, Amoebophryaceae.
AGUUCCUUCACGACGUGGAAUGUCCUUUUGUUCCCUUACGUAAGUACCUUCUUCGCAGUCACAGUCUUGUGAGCACUAGCUUGGCAACAUUCCGCACUCGCGUGUUUUUUUCCCAUUAAGUACUCACUUGGAGGUUUCUCCGCGUGCUAGGUUCAUUGUUGUCGAGCGUUUUACAACUCCUCGCCGAGCAGAAGGAAACAAAAUGUUUCCGUGCUUGAUGGACGUAGCUGCCGUGGAUGCGAUCCACGACCAGGCCAGAAAAGGUCAACAAGAACAGCGGUUCACAGUCUCUGCAUCUCACCUGAUCGGGUACACCAGCAAUAACCUACGCGAGGUGGGCGGCACUUCGUUGCGGCUGGGCCUGGACGUGCCACCUUCGGCGGGCGCGGGGGUAAAAGAAAGACAGAAUCAUGACAGAAGGUUCCGACCGGGUAUCUAUAUCGUGGUACUUCAGGCACAGCAGAAUAAAAUCUCCACCACGUCAACGUCAGCAGAAACACCGACCGGAGGGGUGGUGGGGCUGGGCGCAAUACCACCGCCGGAGGAUGUGGGAGAGAACCGCAUUGAAGUCAUACCCUUUCAAAGGCACAGCACGACGACGGCGAAAACAACGGGAUUAGAGGACGAACGGUGCAGGUUCUGGACGGAGGAGGAGAUUGGACAUUGGCUCCCGGAUCACGCGAAAACGCCCGGGGCUGUAUUUGGUUCUCCGGCAGAAAAAGAUGGACAAAAGGCGGGCGUCAGCGUUUAUUUUCUGCGGCGGAUAGCAGAUUUCUCGCACCUAGGCGUUGGGCCGUGGCUGCGGGACCAAAUCCUGCGACACCAAGAUAAUGUCAAUGAGGCUUUUCUGAAGCAGGCACCCGGGGGUUCUGCAGCCUCCGUGGGAGUAGACCUCACACCGGGCGAUGAACUACCUUUCUUUCUGGAAAAGAUCGCGAGGAGUCGGCACAGCUGCUUGGCAACUGAUGUGGUGGACCCGACGCGCGAGAUGGAACCAAAUCAGAAAGAGAUGGCUGCCUACUGGACAAGACACGGAGGGGUGUGA